This is a messenger RNA of Trichoderma harzianum CBS 226.95, 464 nucleotides long. RefSeq lists its product as hypothetical. The transcript has a single exon. Bases 151 to 429 code for a protein of 92 amino acids. The record is from RefSeq and is a predicted model, not a curated record. Lineage: Eukaryota; Fungi; Ascomycota; Sordariomycetes; Hypocreales; Hypocreaceae.
CGUGAGCACGAAACAAGUACCAGGUAGACUAGAGGGUACCGAAUCGGAUGCCAUUGAUUGACUUGAUGCUACCCAGUGCUCGUACCGCAAGAGAGCCUCCAUCAUGCUGCAUUAAUUAUUGCUCCAUUCUCGUAAAUCGGUGCUCUGACAAUGGACGAGAGACAUGCCUCGGCAGCCUAUUUUGCUCUGGGCUACUCUUCUCCCCGCAGAGGAGGGCUCACGGCCUUUUGGUGCUUUGAUAUCUUUGCCUUGCUUUGGACUUUGGUAAACCAGUGGAUACAGCACACCUCCGGCUUUAGCUCAAUGGCACUCUCUUCAACGCACGUCCUGUUCUGCAGCUACCAACUAGCAACUCCGAUAAGUCCACAUAAAGCUUCCAACCUGUUGAUGGGUACUACGAGUCCUAAUGGGAAUUCAGCUUCUGGUUAGGCGUACUCCGUACUCGUCUUCGAGCUUGCCCACCC